AUGGAGCAGCCGCAUGUAGAUCCGCAGGGCCAGACAGUGCCCUUCGAGAUCCAAAGUCAAUCAUUCUACUCAGACGACAUAACAGUAGAGAAUGCCAACGACCUUUGCCACUUGCUCGACCAUGAGGAGAACCUGAGGCUAUUCCGGCAGACCUACGGCAGACCAUAUGAGAAGAACGUGUCGCAUCUUCGCCAUAUGCUGGUAAACCACCUCCAUGAUCCAGUAGAAAACGGCACAGCAUAUGCCCUACGCUCCUACGAAGACGAACAAGCGAUCGGCUGGCUUGUGUGCCUACCAUCGCAAGGCGUCAACACAGAGCGUGAAGUCACCUACUCGGUCUUCGUCGACCACCACGGGCUUUUGACCUGGGAGACCUUGUAUACCCUCGCGCAACAUUGUAUCGAGCGCCAAGGGGUGACUAAGAUCUAUCAUCGGACUGGUUCCCUCACGCCCGAGACAGGAGAGGCGGCGCAGAAGAACACUUGCAUGACUGUAGACGGCAUUGUGCGACGAUCGCAGCUGGUCAAUGAGCACGAGGAGGGGAGAGUGUGCGAUCUUUAUUGCAUCACUAAGGAGCGCUGGCCGAUGGCAAAGAGGGCUGUCGGGGUGUGGUUGGGCAUGAAUUAG
This is a messenger RNA of Recurvomyces mirabilis, 627 nucleotides long. RefSeq lists its product as uncharacterized. The coding region runs from base 1 to 627 and encodes 208 amino acids. Lineage: Eukaryota; Fungi; Ascomycota; Dothideomycetes; Mycosphaerellales; Teratosphaeriaceae. The record is from RefSeq and is a predicted model, not a curated record. The transcript has a single exon.